Peromyscus leucopus (white-footed mouse) is the source of this 5138-nucleotide messenger RNA. RefSeq names its product xylosyltransferase 2 (gene Xylt2). Lineage: Eukaryota; Metazoa; Chordata; Mammalia; Rodentia; Cricetidae. Gene Ontology annotation, cellular component: membrane. Bases 1765 to 4347 code for a protein of 860 amino acids. The transcript has 11 exons. Gene Ontology annotation, biological process: chondroitin sulfate proteoglycan biosynthetic process; heparan sulfate proteoglycan biosynthetic process. Gene Ontology annotation, molecular function: protein xylosyltransferase activity. The record is from RefSeq and is a predicted model, not a curated record.
CAUAAAAAUAAUAAAUAAAUAAAUAAAUACGUAAAUAAGUGUUCAAAAGUUCUAAAAGAAACACUGGUGACUGUGAUGAGGAAAGACAGGAAGGGACAAGCGCAUGAGCGGGGGCAUCGGGAGAUCAGGCUGAGGGCAGUGGGGAGACAGUGAGAUUCUCUGUAUUCUCACGCAUUCACGAUGGAUUGGAUGUGGGGUAUAAGGCGAAGAGAAGAAUCAAAGUUGCCGUCAGGGCUGGGGGCUGUAGCGUCGUGGGAGAGCAUUUGCUUAGCAUCAGGAGGUUCUUUACCUCAUCCUCAGAGCCACCUGUCUCCUCCAAAGAAAAAAACUGGACUCCCAGCACAUUUGGUUAGAGCCACAAAAGGUUGUCGCUCACAUCACUCACUGAGAUGUGAAGACUGGAGUGGGAGGGGGAGGAGGAACAGGAGGCAUUUGCACUUGGACUUGGGGUUCUGAGUUCCCAAGGAAGAUGCCGGGGAGGCUGCUUGUUCCAUGCCUGAAGGUUCAAGGGAGCUUUCCAGUCCAAAGAGAUGAAUCUGAGAUGUGGGCGGUAUAAGGAUGGUAUGUAGAAAGUGCCAGGCUGAAUGAGCUCCCCGGGAAGCAAAGGCUGGAGUCAGCUGGAGUGCAGGACAGGCCCCGGGGCUGCCCUGGGAGCCAGGAGACUGAUGAGCGGCGGCGGAUGGGGAGGACCCAGGUGCCCCCUGUAAGCCACGCAGGAAGCGGGGUUACAGAGAGGUGUGUGUCUGUAGGACUCAGCAUGCUGGACAAGAGCGCUGGAGGAGAGGCAGGACUCUCUCAGGAUGCCCAGAGGGAAGGGACAGCCAAGGGAGCUGGCCUCUGUGGUACAGUUUCACAGUCGAUGUCUCAUCUGAUCCUCACCCUCACAGCUGAGGGACUAUGCUCAGAGAAGUUUGGUGGCAGGGCAGGCCAGAGCACUCCUAGGACACCCCUUGCCUCUGUCCCUUCCCACUCACAGGCAUUAAUUAGCCAAAUGUCUUCCAUGUACCAGCUAGUCUGUCAGACCCUGGGAAGAUGGCCUGACAUGGCCACUGACUGCUAGAGGAACAUCCGGGGUCUCAGAGCUCAGUGUACCCCCACUGCCCCCCACUCUGGGGCAGAUGAAGUGGCUGUCCACCUGGGGACUCGAGCCGAUCUGAAAGGACAAGCGAGGAAGGGGAGUGGGGAGCGGAGAGGAGGGUGAGUUGAGCUGACCCAGGCCAUUUGGGGUAGCAGGCAGCAUGGAGUCCCCUUGAGAGAGCCUGUCACAAGUGCAGAGGUUGGCAGCCUCCAGCUGUGGGCCUGCAGCCAACGAGACCUCACGUUCCAGCCACAGGCAGUCCUGAUGCAGGAGGGCCCAUUGGGCCGACCACAGCUCGGCUGCGUUUGGGGGGCUCUGGAGCCUCCUGCCGCUCUCCGGGCUUGUCUGACAGACUUGCUUUGUGCCAGAAACCUUCCUUUGCCGGCUCCUGCUUGCGCCCCCGUUAUUCACAGGGUACCUUCAGCAACGCACCCUGCCUCAGUCUCCUGGGAGACCCAUCCAGUGUUAGGGUCUCAGGCUUCAUGACUACCCCUCCCUUCUGAGCCACUCCCCUGUUGUAGCCUCAGUCUUCCCACGUGAAGAGCUGUAGUGCAACAACCAAUGCUUUGGAUGCAGACGGAGGUUAAUGUUGUCUUCCCAGCCAGCCCUUGUGAGAGGCAUGAGUCUCAGUGUGGGGCACUCCUUGGUCCCCUGCAGGCUCUGUACACCCUUCUAUUGGAGAAGGCAUGGACGUGUACUUUAAAAUCUGCUGGAGAGAAAGUGGCCAGAGCCCGGAGCGGGCAAAGGAAGUGCAGUGCUAUGUGAUCUUCGAUCUGGAGGGGCCACGUGAGGUGCGGUGGCCUGAGAAAGGACGGCAGAGGAAGCCGCGGCCGCUGGACCCCGGUGAGGGCUCUAAGGACACAGACAGCUCCGCAGGGCGUAGGGGCAGUGCUGGUAAGAGGCAUGGGCGCUGGCGGGGCCGGGCCGAGAGCCCAGGUGUGCCUGUGGCCAAGGUGGUGCGGGCGGUAACCAGCCGUCACAGAGCCAGCCGACGGGUCCCGCCUGCCCCGCCUCCCGAGGCACCGGGCCGCCAGAACCUGAGUGGAGCAGCAGCUGGGGAGGCACUGAUGGGGGCCGCCGGCUUCCCGCCACACGGAGACACAGGGAGCGUGGAGGGUGCCCCCCAGCCCACGGACAACAGCUUCACUCCAAAGUGCGAGAUUGUGGGCAAGGACGCGCUGUCAGCCCUGGCCCGGGCCAGCACCAAGCAGUGCCAACAGGAGAUCGCCAACGUGGUGUGCCUGCACCAAGCUGGGAACCUCAUGCCCAAGGCUGUGCCUCGUCACUGCCAGCUGGCUGGCAAGAUGAGUCCUGGCAUCCAGUGGGAAGAGAUUCGGGCUCAGCAGCCUGUUGGUGGCCCGCCGGUACGCAUUGCCUACAUGCUGGUGGUUCAUGGUCGUGCCAUCCGCCAGCUGAAGCGUCUUCUCAAGGCUGUCUACCACGAGCAGCACUUCUUUUAUAUCCAUGUGGACAAGCGUUCCAACUACCUGUACCGGGAGGUGGUGGAGCUGGCCCAGCACUAUGACAACGUGCGGGUGACGCCUUGGCGCAUGGUCACCAUCUGGGGCGGGGCCAGCCUUCUGAGGAUGUACCUGCGGAGCAUGAAGGACCUGCUGGAGAUUCCUGGCUGGGCCUGGGACUUCUUCAUCAACCUGAGUGCCACUGACUAUCCAACCAGGACAAAUGAGGAGCUGGUGGCAUUCUUAUCCAAGAACCGGGACAAGAAUUUCCUCAAGUCACAUGGGCGAGACAAUUCCAGGUUCAUCAAGAAGCAAGGCCUGGACCGGCUUUUCCAUGAGUGUGAUUCUCACAUGUGGCGCCUGGGUGAACGGCAGAUCCCGGCAGGCAUCGUGGUGGAUGGCGGCUCCGACUGGUUCGUGCUGACGCGCAGCUUUGUGGAAUACGUGGUGUAUACGGAUGACCCCCUCGUGGCGCAGCUUCGCCAGUUCUAUACGUACACGUUGCUUCCAGCCGAGUCCUUCUUCCACACAGUGCUGGAGAACAGCCCGGCCUGCGAGAGCCUGGUGGACAACAACCUGCGCGUCACCAACUGGAACCGGAAGCUGGGCUGCAAGUGCCAGUACAAACACAUCGUGGACUGGUGUGGCUGCUCCCCCAACGACUUCAAACCGCAGGACUUCCUGCGGCUUCAGCAAGUCUCCAGACCCACCUUCUUUGCCCGGAAGUUUGAGUCGACUGUGAACCAGGAAGUCCUGGAAAUUUUGGACCUCCACCUGUACGGCAGCUACCCACCCAACACACCGGCCCUCAAGGCCUACUGGGAGAAUACCUAUGACGUGGCGGAUGGCCCCAGUGGGCUCAGCGAUGUCUUACUCACCGCUUACACAGCCUUUGCCCGGCUCAGCCUGCGUCAUGCUGCCACUGCUGUACCCCCACUGGCCACUGCACUCUGCAGGUUUGAGCCCAGGGGGUUGCCGUCCAGCGUGCACCUGUAUUUCUAUGACGACCAUUUCCAGGGCUACCUGGUGACGCAGGCGGUGCAGCCCUCAGCCCAGGGGCCAGCAGAGACGCUUGAGAUGUGGCUGAUGCCCCAGGGGUCGCUGAAACUGUUGGGGCGCAGUGACCAGGCCAGCCGGCUCCAGAGUCUGGAGGUUGGCACUGAGUGGGACCCCAAAGAACGUCUCUUCCGGAACUUUGGGGGCCUGCUGGGACCAUUGGAUGAGCCUGUUGCCAUGCAGCGCUGGGCCCGGGGCCCCAACCUCACGGCCACCGUGGUCUGGAUCGACCCGACCUACGUUGUGGCCACAUCCUAUGACAUCACGGUAGACGCGGACACUGAAGUCACGCAGUACAAGCCCCCACUGAGCCGGCCGCUGCGGCCAGGAGCCUGGACUGUUCGAUUGCUUCAGUUCUGGGAACCCCUGGGGGAGACCCGCUUCCUUGUGCUGCCAUUGACCUUCAACCGCAAACUACCUCUCAGGAAAGAUGAUGCCAGCUGGCUGCACGCGGGACCACCCCACAAUGAAUACAUGGAGCAGAGUUUCCAGGGCCUAAGUGGCAUCCUGAACUUGCCUCAGCCAGAGACCAUGGAGGAGACUGCCCGGAGGCACACAGAGCUCACGGGUCCUGCACUUGAGGCCUGGACAGACGGGGAGCUGAGCGGUUUCUGGUCUGUGGCAGGAUUGUGUGCCAUAGGCCCUUCUGCUUGUCCCUCCCUGGAGCUCUGCAGACUGACCAGUUGGAGCUCUCUGUCUCCUGACCCUAAAUCGGAGCUGGGGCCUGUCAAAGCUGAUGGGCGACUCAGGUAGCAGGGCCCCAGCCAGCACAACCCGGAGGAGCCGGGGAAUUAAUUGCACCUUACAGACAAUGGAGGGACAUCUCUCCCACAGACAAGAACCAGAGGCCCAGGCAGUGUGCCCAUUUGAGCCAUCAGGAACCUGCAGUGAGGGCAGGGAUGGUGGGUGUAGUGCUCACUACGGCUAACGGCUCUGCAAGAGACCAGAGGUCCACGGGAACCAUGAGGAGGCGCUUCCUCUGCCUCCUCUAGUUUGUACUUUUUUAAAUCUCCAGUGAGUGGAGGAGGAGGAAGAUGUGCAAUAGGGCUCAGAGCAGGCCCAGGGAGUGGGCUGUGGCCAUGGGGAGCAUCACCGAGCCCAUCUGCUCCCGCUCUGGAGAGGUUUUGUCUGCCUCACCCUCCAGAGCCUCCAUCCCCAGCCUGGGCCUACGCUGCUCACAGCCGAGGCUGAGAGGCACAGGUGUCCCGCCAGGGUCCGAGGCCGGAGAACAGGUGAUUUGGGGGAUACCGUGGAGCUGGGCUUUAUGGGACGGCGGCUCCUCCGGUAGCCAGGGGACCCUGGGACAGGGGUGGGGCUGGCCCUCAGGCUUUCCAGCACACCUUGCCCUAGCAAAUGCAGGACAUGAGAGCCUGCUGAGAUCCGUGCAGUUUCCCAGGUGUGCCCUGGAAGACGGAGCCCCACUGGCGGCAGAGGAAGACUGUCGGGGCACUCAGAAGAACUUGAAGUUGCAUUGUGCCUGAAGCUCAGUGUGAAGUCUGAAAUAUGCAACAGAGGAAAUAUAUCUCUUAUCUCUCCAAGCUGAA